This is a messenger RNA of Xenia sp. Carnegie-2017, 7794 nucleotides long. Its product is annotated as spatacsin-like. Gene Ontology annotation, cellular component: cytoplasm. NCBI's taxonomy places the organism in Eukaryota, Metazoa, Cnidaria, Anthozoa, Malacalcyonacea, Xeniidae. Bases 45 to 7652 code for a protein of 2535 amino acids. The transcript is spliced from 40 exons. The record is from RefSeq and is a predicted model, not a curated record. Gene Ontology annotation, molecular function: protein binding.
ACAUUCUCGCAACUCGCCAGCACAUUGCCGGGAAUUGUUUAAAAAUGGCGGUCUCCGAGGAAAGCGUUCACGUUGUUAAAACGAAAAGAUUAAAAAAGGAGCUCGAUGUCAGUAAUGUAACAUGUGUGAAAUGCUCUCCGGAUAGCUCGUGUCUUCUAGUAGGAAGGAAAGAUUCGUCCCUUCAUGGUUUAUUUGUGAAAACUGGCGAAACCUGCUUCGUUUGUGAUGAAGUUCGAGACUUUAUGUGGAGUUACUGGAAAGAUUUGAAAGGAAAAAGCAAAGAGCAUUUCCUUGCAGUCGUUCAUAAUGAUGGAUCCGUCGAAGUAUUUCAAUUGAAUGUGAUAGCCACUGAUAAAACUAAACCUGGGAAAUACAUUGUUCAAAUAGGGUUGAUAACACUUGCGGAAAUCAUUGAAAACAUGGAGGAGAACUCUUUAGACAAAUCUCUUCGAGCAUUAAAACUUCUGGAUUGCCAACAAAUAUUUAAUGAACAUAAUGAAGAAGCAACAAAUGUAACAUUGCUUUUGAAUGGUUAUUGUGUAGCUGUGCUAUCAUUUGCAGCUCAACAGUUACCAUUGGUUGUGAAGUCAUGUGAAAUUAUCAAAAAUAUAGACAUGCCAUUUUUGUUGCCUCAGCAGACAAUUGCAGAUGUCGCUGUGGCGGAGGACAAUCUUUUCAUUCUAUAUCAGAGUGGAAUGAUUGUUGUUUAUAAUUCCACCAAUCUGUCCUAUUGUGGUUGGAUUGAUGCUUUUCAAUCCACGGAGGAUAUGGCUUCUGAAGGAAUUGAACAACAAACUGUGAAAAGGCCAAACGCAAUGCAUCUCGGUGUUGAUGAAGAAAAUUCCUUCAUCUUUGUUUGUGAUGAGAGGAACUAUGUCACUAAGAUUGAUUUUGGAAAGUACAUUGAAGACUUCCCAGAAAACAUCACCAUGGCAACUCACAUCAAUGGCGCUUUGAAAGAUAGAAGAACUCCUAAGACAUUUAGAAAUGUAGAAUUUGAACAGUGCUCGUACGAUGAUCCAUUUUGGGAGAUGGAGCUAUCGAGAAUCGCCCUGGAAUAUGAAAAUGAAACAAUUGACACACAUGUGAAAUCACCACCUCAAGAAGCAAGCCAAUCAAGUGUUGUAUCCAGCACUCAACCCCCCUGCUCACUUAUCAUUCCUUCACCACCCUGGAUGAGUGAUUGUAACUGUGAAGGUGUCUUCACUUCACAUGACUCGCACAUGGUGUGGCUUCAGGCGGACGAUACCACAAAUGAAAAUCAUGGCACCAUAUGCUGUUGGCUUGAUUGGAGGAAGGAAUAUGUAGCAUAUGUUUUUCAGGAAAGAACAAUUGUUGUUUCUGGUGGAUUAUCAACGAAACCUCUUUAUCUUCUAACGAAUAACUCGAUUGGAUCGGCAGUGUUUGACAACACCCAAAAUGAGCUGGUCAAUAAGAUAAUUAUUUACGAAAAUGUCGCAAUGGCCGAAAAACUGUGCUUUCUUAAUGAAUGGGAUCAUUUUGCCGUUCCAAUUUCCGCACUUGAAUCCGCCUUGAAACACAGACAGUUAGAAACGGUUGCAUUUUACCUAAAAACAAAAGGCAAGGCUUUUACAAUAACAGUGACUGAACAUGAAACUGCGAUGGCCAACAGGAUCGUCUCUCCGCAAUCGCCUCCUGCAACGUUCAGUUUUAAGCAGUUGAUAAGCACAAAAGAAAGCCAAACUGCAGACUUGGCAGAACAGAUCAAAGCUGUUAUGGAUCUCCUCAUGAACACUAUUGCUGCCAGCUCAAAACGCAAGCACAGCGUUCAAUUUACCAGUCAACUGCUGCAGUUGAGUUCAGACUACGUCCAUGGCCUGAUACAAGAUGCCCUGAGCUAUAUAGAACAAGAUAUGGGGAGUGACGUCGACAGAACGCAUGCGCAAGAUAUUUUAAUAUACCUCACUGCGAAAAUGAUGGAGUUGAGAUCAUAUAAAUACAUUAUACCAGAAUUCAAAGGCUCCCAAAGAGAAAAUUCCCAAAGUGAAGUGGACGAUUUACAUGAUGCUAUAUUUGACAAAUGGUCCACGAUGGAUUACAAAGAUGUUGUGUCGGAUGCCAUCUGUAGUUCACAGAUUUCUCUCGUUCAAGUGUAUUUUUUAUCUCAGAUGCACUCCAAUGAAACGCAUGACGGAUCUCUCGAAUGUAUUCUUGAAACUGGAUUGCAGAUUGUAUUGGAAAUAUUGACGAAGAGAGAUGUUGCAACAGCAACGGAAAUGAUAAGGAAUAUGGGUAAAGAUGUCGUUCAAUUGAUCAGAAAGAUUUCCUUCGGCACGUUCAAUCGCUCUUUGAGAGAUUUCCUUCUCGAGCAGUUGCAAAGCUGGGGAGAGCUGCGUGAAGAUGAAAUGCAAUCUGUUGAAUAUCUUGUUCGGCUCGAAACUAUCUACGACAAUCCAUCAUUUGAAUCAUUUGCAAGGCGACGUUCUCAGCAACAUGAAUUUUGUUUUGACGAUCUUGGAUUGCUGCAGCGCUCAUUAGAUUCAAAUGGAGAAGCACAGGAAAAGAAUAUUGAAGAAAAAACUGGAAGUCUGGCCCCUCAAUACCAUCCGUCAGAAUCAACCUUUUCUGGAGGCUACUCUGAGGUUCUACUGGACUGGGUUUUGACUUGGGAUGGUAUCACACGAGAUAGAAUUCUACUCGAGGCUCUGUGCCAUGAUGAAAAAGCGCUGCGUGCUAUGAUUGGAAAGAUAUGCCAGAAAUCUUUAUGGCAAUAUCUCAAAGCUCAUUGUGAAAUCGAGCGUAUUACAAAAUGGAUAGAAAAAACUGCGCAUGGUUCAUCCGAAGAAUCAAUGGGUUAUCCAUCUUUGAGUUUCGAAACUCGCAGUGACCUCAGCGAAUGCACUGAGUUUGCGAGAGAACUCAUCUUGGAUGAGCUUGUCAAGUGCAAACUAUUCUCGAGGACAUUGCUUCAAGAUUUCCCCCUCCUGAUACGUCAUCUUGCUCGAACGAAUUGUCUUUUUGCCGAAGUCCAUCCUUUACAUGACGUCGCGAAGACUUGUGGAUCAUGUAUGGAGUUGGAAUCUGGAUCGAAGACAGUCACGUCAGUGGAAAUAUUUCAUCAAAGGAUGAUUGAAUAUUGCUCCGAGAACGAUAUAGUUAUUUUCUUGUAUUACUAUCUUGACUACUACAGAUUGUUUCAGACAAUAGACGAGUGUAACGCGCUCUUGGCCACAACUAAUGUAGAUAGCGCGGUGGAAAUGUUGCUGAGAUUUCGUUUGGUCGGCUUUCAUCCUUCAGAUUAUACCGCUAUAAGUUCCAUGAGCUUCUCAAACAGCAAGACGAUUUUCAAAUCUGAUACGUCAUCUUUGACGGAAAUGCUCGAACACAACCGACCAAUCAUGGCGAUGGCGACAUGUCUUUAUGCCCCCGUAGACAUUGCGCAAAUCAUUAAUUCAAGUGGGCAAAAUGAGCUUGAAGAUGCGUGGCAGCUGGACGAGAGAUUAUUGAAAAAUUCUCUUAAUGAUUAUCCUGGAUUAUUGUCGGCUUUAUUUCCAACUUCUCGUAAUUUGACCCAAGAUCCUGACAUAACACUUUACGAGUUGUUACAGGGAAAUUGUUCUUUCGAUAUCUCGAGCCUCUUUAAAUGGCAAUCAACGAACAAGCUGGCUGUUCAAGGAGGUUCAUCGACAGAAAUGCCUCAUUUUUCCAACAAACCUUUGGUGGAAAAAUUUGGUCACGAAGAGUCGUUAAGCUAUGUUUAUUAUCUGAAACACGGUCGACCAGGAUUCGCGUUUGCAACCUUUAUGGACAAAUAUGAACACAGGAAAACCAUCCCAAAAUCAAGCAAAAGGAGUGCGACGAGGAAAGCUUACGAGAUAGCAAUCACUCAUUUUGACAAUACUCGGAUUGUCUCCAGUUGCGUCGCGUUCCUCGAACUUUUAUCUGUGAAUUCAAUUUUCCUUCGCAUUGACGUAGCGGCUGCAAGACGCUGUUUACAUCCGGGAAACAAACAGGAACUUCACUGUGCUACUCUCGAGGAAUUGAGAGGAGAAAUCGCCGGGGUUUUGUUGAAAUGUGCUUCUGAUAAAAAGCAGAAACCGGAGAUCUUAAUAAAGAUUUUGGAAUCGUCUACAAGAAGCCUGAUAAGUAAAGAUGGUCUGGAAAGGACAUCAAGAGAAGCUAGUCACUAUUGGACAUUACCUUUGCUGUUUUGUCGUUCACACAAUCUGAGCUUGACGCCAGUCUUCCUAAUAGACUGCGCAGUCGCGGACAAAUGGUUAUCAUUUUUAACUCACGCGCAAUUUGCUCAAUUUCCUAAAACGAAGGUGCUCGGCAUUAUUCGCGAUCAUUUCUCGAACCCAGUCCUCAAAGAACACAUGCACCACAUUGUGGCGAACACUUUGCGAGUUGAUGUUCAAGAUACCGAAACGAAAAAACGUCGGACAAACUUGUCCUCUGGAAAAAAAGACAUUCGUUCCCAGUACCUUUCUCGUGUGAUUGGCGCUUCCGUAUCCCCAACUUCUAAGCAGGAAAGAAUCGUUCACGCGCCGGAAAUGAAGCAGCAGACAGCGACGGUCUCUCCAAAUGCAGAAAAAGAACAAUCUGAUCUCGAAUUUGACCUGGAUAGCGAUUAUGAAGAAACGUUGGAAGAUGAAGUGGACUUUGACGCACCUAAAAUCAACGAUAUAAACCCAGAAACGUCUCCUGAUAAUCUCUUCGAUGUGCUAACAUUGUGUGACGAAGUCAAAGAUUCAUGGAGAGCAAUUCUUGCACAUUCUAUCGUCUUACGGCGUCCUUUAUUUGCGAUUUUGGCUGCCUGUUAUGAGGAGGCAAAGAUGGUUGACUGUAUGUGUGUCUGGUUUUGUUCGGUUCUCGAGAGAGAAACGCUUAAUCCUGUCACCCAACAUAUACCCGAUCUUGAAUGGCAUCAAUGGACCUUGGACGAUCUUCUCGCCUUAAUAUUAACGAUAUCCAGUCAUGGUUACUUAUACGUUUACACCUUGAGCAGAGCAUUUUAUUUAUUUGAUCCCAAUAAUAUUCUACUUCCUUUCAUGCGAUUCUUCGAAGCAUCAUUGAUGCAUAAAGAUUUCGAAGCAGCUGCUUGUCGGCUUUCUGAAUUUGUUGUACAACAUAAAUGGAUCCAAGUCAACGACAGCUCAAAACACAAAAUGGUUAUCAGAGAUCUAUCCUGGUGCGAGCGUGUUGCUUGUGGCGUGCUUCAGAAUAUUCUGCGGUCAUGUGACACCAUUUUUAUGCAAGUGGAAGUUGCGAAACUUCUUUGUCAUUGUAAAUUUGGCAACAGUUUUGCUAUUACUGUUCCUGAUUUCAAGAAACUUUAUGAAAUAUCGCGUAUCCUCGACGAAGGCGAAGUCUUUGCUCAGUGUUUGGAUCUCGUAUUGGAUGAGACAAAGCGAUCGUUGAUCAUGGAUAAACUGAUUAAGCGUAAAAGAUUUGAUUUGGCUAGACAGUACGGGACACUCAUGGAUAUAUCGUGUGAUAGAGUGACCAUAAUGCAAAUUACAUACAAGAAACAAAGUCUGCAAACAUCGUGCCUUUGGCAAAACCAACAAGAGCGUAUUGCAUUCUGGGAAAAUUGUGAUCGAUUCUUUGUCGAACAAGCUUGUUCUACUGCUGGUCAGUUCUUCGAGGAACAAGCAAAGGAGAGCUGCAUAUCCGACUAUGAGAAAGCAACAUUGCUCUACCUUGCAUUAAAAUGGCACUCUGGAAAGCGUCCUUGUUGUAAAAUGGUUCCUUGGUCCUCGGAAGAUCUCGCAAAACUGGAGUGUGAAAUGUGGUUGUGUGUCAUCAACAACAGAAUGAGUUCUAGCAAGAAAAUGAAAGGCAAAAUUGACCUUAACGACUUUAAUUGCUAUAAAAACGAGAAAAACUUUGCACAAGAACGUCACGUGUCCAUUGACGUCAACUUCUCACAUUUAGUACACGACGAACAAAUGCAGGCUAUACUCAAAGACAUGCUUGGGGAACUGCUGGACAUGGCUCAAAUAUCUCAAGCUCGACGAUUGUCACAAUUGUUUGAUGUUUAUACUGUUGAUCUUCAUAUGGUAUUGACAUGCAUUUUUCUUGCUCGAGAAAUCAUCACCCCGGACGACAUAGACGAAGAAAUCAAAGCACAAUUAGCCAUUCAACGGCAGAGAAAGCUGUCCGACCCGACUUCCGAAAACUAUCUUUUUGUCAAUUUAAGUCAAAGUUUAAAAACAACUAGUUCAUUUGAGUCUUCGUGGACUGCACUUAGCGAUAAUCUGGCUGCGAUACAAAACCUCGCUCAAUUGUGUACGGCAGGAAAGAUCUGCUGCAUUAGAGUAAUUGUCGCUUACAAAAUUUGUCAGACAUUAACUCUUAGCUUCAAUGAUGUCGUUAAGUCAGAACCAAUUAGAUUGCUGUACAAACUACUUGAUUCAACUUGGGACUAUCGCUAUCAACUGGCCUCUCAAUACAUCAGGACGUUUGACUUGGAUGUCACUAUGGUGGCUAAAUUUGUCGCACAUUCAAUCACGAUGUCACUGCAAGUUGAUAAUGGAACAGAAAUUUUGACGGCUAAAGUGUGUAUUUUCAACACAUCUUCAAAAGACGAUAUGAACAACAUGAUUAGCUUGGCGGAGAGCAAAUUGAUUCUUGGAGGUUUGCUGUUUGACGAAGCAUUGAAGUUUGCUCGGCAGAGAAAAGAACAAAAAACGUUGUCAGUUGCCGCUUUGAAAAUUGAAGUGGAACUUCUUAUUACCGCCCAUCAUUGUCAAACCCUGGCGUGUAAUAUGGAAGGUAUCUCAUCUGUACUUAGAUUGGCUCAAUUGUGUACGCGUGCUUUGGCUGACGCCAAGGAAUAUCAACAAAUGGUUCGACUGUUAACGGGCAUUGGGAGAUUCUCCGAGAUGACGUAUAUUUUUCAAACGUUAUUAGAACAUCAUCAUUUUGAGUUGUUGGUGAGGAAAGGCGUCGAAAAUGAGAACAAGCUGAAGAUUGCUCUUCUUAAAUUCUUGGAUAAGUAUCAUCUUGAGGACACGGAGAAGCAUUUAAUGGUCGCCUAUCGUUUCAACAUGCAUCGUGAGGUCGCCUUAAGCUUCACUGCGUCGGCUGAAUUACAAAUCCGCAAGCUCUUGAAAAAAGGACUAGUUCCGAGUAACGAAGUUCGCACUCAGCUUGCGUCCGUAGCGCAGACCUACACUUACGCCAUGGAAUAUUUCAAGCGGGAAGGAUGUUUGCUACAAGCAAUGGAAUGUGCAAAGAAACAUCGGUUGAUUGAACUACAGAAGCAACUGUUACCUACGGGCAUGGUGAUCCUAGAUCUCAAAGAGAAGUCCUUUAAGGAUUUCUUAACGAAAUACAACAACUUUUUCGAAGCGUUCAUCGUUGCCGAUGCAUACGACAAACGAUCAUUCGAUGUUUGGAUCGAGCCACUUUUCCAUCAUGUUAUACUCAAGGGAGAUACAAAAUACCUCAACGAAAUGUUGACUGUUGUUCCCAUCUCUAACGAGAUCUUAUCUGAGUUAGUUCGAAGGUAUCGUACUGAGCUUCAAAGAAAUUCAACAGCCGUAGCAAACAUGAAGAAGGUGCUACGUCGUGAAAGAGACAUGAUAUCUCGUUACAAAAUCGCGGUUGACCUUGGUUAUCAUGAUGAAAUACGUGCUUUGCGCACGCGCGAGUCUGGGGCACUAAUCCUCGACAAAUAUGGCUGAGCCAUAUAUUUAUAGUGAAUUAACUGGAAUAUAAUGAUGGGGGGCGAUUGUCGUUUGAUUCACAUAACUAACUUAUUUUAAAUACUUUUAUGCACAAAGGUUUCAAAUCGAUGAUGAAUGAAUAGUAAAUUAUUACUUUCUA